AUGGGCCGCACUUAUCGUACUCACCACCCCAAAUUCGCCCUCGGAAACACCGUCAACCUGCGCAGUUUUCGCCGCAGUCUGCCCUUCCAGCGCGAUGACGAGGGUAACAUCACCGGCUACGACAAGCUCCUGAACGAGUCUCGCAAGAAUGUCGAACACUACGAUUCAUCCGGCACCCUAUACGCAAAUGCCACGGAAGCACUACAGGGUGACCGGUUCUACGUUGAGCAAGGUGACAAUGGAUACCGGUUCAAGGAGACCGAGACGGGAAAAUAUCUAGCGCUGAAGGGACAGUAUAUCAUCACGCCGCGAGGUGACAAUAUCUAUCCUGGUGAUGGGCCGGGAUAUCACCUAUGGUUCGAGGGGGCGCCAGAUGCAGUGUUUCGGAAUGGUGACAAUGAUUUGAAUGUCAAGGGGGAGGGGCAGCAUGCGAUCUUUUGGAUUGAUACUUUGGUGGGGCUGUAA
Aspergillus neoniger CBS 115656 is the source of this 465-nucleotide messenger RNA. RefSeq lists its product as uncharacterized. The record is from RefSeq and is a predicted model, not a curated record. The transcript is spliced from 2 exons. The coding region runs from base 1 to 465 and encodes 154 amino acids. NCBI's taxonomy places the organism in Eukaryota, Fungi, Ascomycota, Eurotiomycetes, Eurotiales, Aspergillaceae.